Messenger RNA from Nasonia vitripennis (jewel wasp), 2463 nucleotides. It is a transcript of the gene sNPF, whose product is annotated as short neuropeptide F. Lineage: Eukaryota; Metazoa; Arthropoda; Insecta; Hymenoptera; Pteromalidae. The record is from RefSeq and is a predicted model, not a curated record. The coding region runs from base 456 to 833 and encodes 125 amino acids. The transcript has 5 exons.
CGAGCUUUGGCACCCCCACCCUUGCGUUCGUCCGUGUGCGCGCUGGCUCGGCCGCCCGAGCCGGUAUAUAUACUCUGCUGCGCUCCGGCGCCGUCACACUUGUCGUUAUCACCACCACAGUGACUCUCGGCCGCAGCAGCGCGCUUCUUAUAGAUUAUACAUCUCUCGGCGCUCUCCCAUACGCUACUCUCACCCCUUUCUCCCCGUCGAUCUCCGCUCUUCCGCCACUUUUCCCGCACACUCGAUUCGAUCGCCCCGCGGCUGUUCUCCGUCGACGACUUCCAAGCACCGAUCGUACGCGCGUGCGGGAUCAACGAGCGAGGCAGGAGCGCACCGAUCGCCUGACAGCAAGAGAGAGAGAGAGAGAGAGAGAGAGAGAGAGAGAGAGAGAGAGAGACCGCCGUGCACGCGCUAUCCAAGGAGCCGUCGAUUCUAAACACUGAUUUUUUGACAAAAUGAUUGCAAAGGGCUGCACGUGGACAAUUGUCUUCUUUGUCAUUGUUGGCGUUGUGUCAGCGGUAGAAAACUACAUGGACUACGGCAACGAGUCACCAAAUAGCGAAAAGUCUGCAAACCUCCGAGAACUCUAUAGAAUGCUGGUGCAGCGCAGUGUCGACGACUCGGGCAGUCUUCGCGACCUAGCAGAGCAUCUGCAGCCAAGAGCCGCCGAGAGAUCGCCCUCAUUACGUCUGCGCUUCGGACGCUCCUACCCCAAGUACCCGCGCUCGCCGUCGCUACGUCUGCGCUUUGGUCGGUCUUACCCGAGUCAGGUAGGUCUCCUUUCGAGACUGAAUGACGGCGAAUCGUCGGCUGCAGCGUUCGAGGAAAAUUAAUUAUUGAAACACCUGUUAACAACAGCAGCAGUGGCACACCACCACCACCACCAUUACAUAAUAUCUUCUCUCUCUUUCUCUAAAACGACAUUAAGGGCGUUACGUUCCUUAAGGCAAAUCCGUGUCCACGUUUUGUCUUCUCAAGACUUACGUUGCGUUUGUAUAUUUAACACUCUUCUGUCUGAUCGCUAUUUCUCCACCUAGUUGGAAACAUCCGAAGAUAUAAUGUAUUUUUUAAAAUAAUUAUCAAAUUUUUUAUCAGUUAAAUCGUUAUAUUUUAAAGAGAUGACAAAUGUACUAUUACGUAAUUGUAUAAAUAUAGAGCAAAAGGCUAUACUAAUACUAAUAUACCUGUCGUUACGAUUAUUACCAAUUCUUCAACUUAUAUAUGAUUUUUUUGUCGCGAUGAUACAUAUAUAUGAAAUUCCAACGAAUAAGAUAUACACGUACGUCGCAGACAGUUGUCUGGCCUAAUUAUGCAGGCAAAUAUAAAUUACGGUAGUUUCGGAAAUGAGAGUCCUUUGCUUUUUUUGUUCGAUGUGUGUGUGUGGAUAUAUGAGUCAUUGUAUAGAAAGAGACGAGAGCCGAGAACGAUGAAAAUCAAUAAGCAGAGCUCGCCUCACUUUUGUAACGAGUCAUCUAUCCAGCUCUCUACUUAUAAACUGGCUUUAACCAAAUGUAUGUGUUACUAAUUGCAAAUCAUUGCAUGUGCAUUAUAACAUACAAUAAUAAAAUGAUCAGAUUCUAAGAAUAGUCCUCUAUAUGAUAUGUUCGUCAAGGUACCACAGCUCAUCAAUGUGCCAACUGUCGUGUGAUCGUCCUUGCAUGAGAAAAAUAAAACUGAUAAACGUUCACUUUGUCAAUGAAAACACGUCUUGCAUAUGUAAAGAUUUAAAUUCCUUUUCGUUUUAAAUAUAUUCCUAUGACGUUAAUCGUUAUGAGUAGGUUCUUUAUGAAUAUAUCUCAUUGGUAACAGUAAGUCUUAAAAUUCAAUAAAAUUGUACAACUCUGUUGAAAUAAAGAAAAGUCUGGACAAACUUGGACUUAUAAAACGAAUAUGUUUAUUGAAACCUUAUAUAUAGUUUAUUAGUUUGAUUUUAAGUUGUAAUUAAACACUGCGAUGUUUAUAGUUUCAAUAUUAUUUGGUAGAUGAUGCUGAUUGAGGAUUGUAUUCAAUUCAAAAGAGUUGAUUGAUUGUGAAAAACUUUAGACAAAUUUUAUAUAUAUAUAGUUGAAAUGUAUAAUUUUAACUACGUAAUAUGUAUUAUGGUCGUUCUAUAGGAUAUACAAAUUUUUAAAGAAACAAGUUUGAAUCUAUUAAAAAUAAUGAUUUAAAGCUAUUUUCCUAAAAGAAGGUUGAAACAUUCGUAAAAUACUGAUAGUCGAUAUAUAUUUGUGUAGAAAGAAUAUAUGCUUAUAGAUCAAGCCACGUUUUAAAAAAGUGAUUUAUAAUUUUUUUAUUAUCAUAUGAUAUGUCGUUUUUUAUAAGUACAAAUAUGUAUUGAAAGUAUUAUUUUUCUGUACGAAGCAUUGUUUUUGUUGUAAUUAAAAACUACUUGUAUUCAUGGAAAAUUUAUAAUCUAAAUAAUUGCACACUUUAUAAAUACACGAAUGAAAUUAUAAAGCUAAA